AUGGUAUCGGAUGGAGAGUUUACUAGGACCCAAAUCUUUGGGACUGUAUUUGAAAUAACAAAUAGAUACACGGAUUUAAAUCCAGUUGGUAUGGGAGCGUUCGGGCUUGUUUGUUCUGCUAUAGACAAAUUGACGGGGCAAAAUGUUGCUGUAAAGAAAAUCAUGAAGCCGUUCCUGACGUCGGUAUUGGCCAAACGUACAUACAGAGAAUUGAAGUUAUUAAAGCAUUUAAGACACGAGAACCUUAUUACGUUGGACGACAUUUUCUUGUCGCCAUUAGAGGAUAUUUAUUUUGUUACGGAAUUACAGGGGACGGAUUUGCAUCGAUUAUUGACAUCGAGACCUUUAGAAAAGCAGUUCAUCCAAUACUUCACGUACCAGAUAUUAAGAGGGCUCAAGUACGUACAUUCUGCGGGGGUGAUUCACCGUGAUUUAAAACCAUCGAAUAUUUUGAUCAAUGAAAAUUGUGAUUUGAAGAUUUGUGACUUUGGUUUGGCCAGGAUCCAAGACCCGCAGAUGACUGGUUAUGUCUCAACUAGAUAUUACAGGGCACCAGAAAUUAUGUUGACUUGGCAAAAGUACGAUACAGAAGUUGAUUUGUGGUCUGUAGGAUGUAUUUUGUCAGAAAUGAUUGAAGGCAAACCAUUAUUCCCAGGUAAAGAUCAUGUUCAUCAAUUCUCAAUUAUUACAGAGUUAUUGGGUUCUCCACCUCCAGACGUGAUUGAAACUAUAUGUUCCGAAAACACAUUAAGGUUUGUCCAAUCCUUACCUCACAGAGACCCUAUUCCAUUCAGCGAGCGGUUUGCCCAAUGCAGUCAUGUCGAACCGGAAGCUAUCGACUUAUUGGCUAAAAUGUUGAUUUUUGACCCUAAAAAGAGAAUUAGUGCAUUAGAUGCGUUAUCUCAUCCUUACAUGGAACCAUAUCACGACCCAACUGAUGAACCUGUUUGUGAAGUUAAGUUCGAUUGGAGUUUCAACGAUGCAGAUUUACCAGUUGACACUUGGAGAGUUAUGAUGUACAGUGAAAUUUUAGACUUCCAUCAAAUUAUAGGUGCUGGGGCAAACGGAACAACUCAAGAACAAAUGGCUCAAAUCCAACAAGAGGGUAUUCAAGCUCCUAGCAGCCAAUACCAACAAACCAACCAAGAACAGAAAGUUGAAUGA
Molecule: messenger RNA, 1164 nt
Organism: Debaryomyces hansenii CBS767
Lineage: Eukaryota; Fungi; Ascomycota; Pichiomycetes; Serinales; Debaryomycetaceae
Gene: HOG1
Product: mitogen-activated protein kinase
Exons: 1
Coding region: 1-1164 (387 amino acids)
Biological process (GO): cellular response to oxidative stress; protein phosphorylation; stress-activated MAPK cascade
Cellular component (GO): nucleus; cytoplasm
Molecular function (GO): MAP kinase activity; ATP binding
Source: RefSeq, a predicted model, not a curated record